AUGACUUUCAAGACCAACUCGGCCACGCGUUUGUGUCGCGUGGUAAUAGUGGCGAUUUUCGCUCUGUCAGCGCGCACCGAUGCUUUACUUGUGGCCGCAGAGUCGAAGGAACUGGGAGCCAGCUCUACCCGGUACUUGAGAGCUCACAAGCCAUCAUGGGACUAUGUACCCGAAGCCAGAGCCUUUGAUGUUAACAUUCCCGUCAUCUCGAAGCUUGUCGAAAAGGUGUCGAAGAAACCAAAGAACGAGGACGAAGUGCUUCAGCUGUUCAUGAAGAUGAAGCUUCCCUAUCAACACACGAAGCUUCUUGAAAACCCGCAGUUCCAGAAGUGGGCCAGCGCAGUGACAAAAGGAUACAAGAAGAAUUUCCAGUCGGCACAAAGGGCAAUGGCCCCCACCUUAGCAGCUCAGUACGGCGAUGAAGCACUGGCUAAGAUGAUCGUUAGUGCUGAGACUAUGGCCGCCAAACUGGAGGAAACACAACUGCAGAAUUGGCUGGGCACGAAAAAACUCCAGAUGCCUUGCUUCGGGCUCUGA
Molecule: messenger RNA, 537 nt
Organism: Phytophthora sojae
Lineage: Eukaryota; Oomycota; Peronosporomycetes; Peronosporales; Peronosporaceae
Exons: 1
Coding region: 1-537 (178 amino acids)
Source: RefSeq, a predicted model, not a curated record